UUACUUGAAGAAGGAAGACUAAAUGGUACUGCAGCACAAGCAACGGUGCCUCGUGUCAUCAGGUUCCUCCCUUCCGUGUUUUCAGAGUUCUUCGCCAUCACUUGCCACCAAAAACUACCAUGACACCCUAAACCAGCCAACCAAAAAGAAGAAUCCUCCAAAAGUUCCUGGAGCGAUCUCCGUUCCCUUUGAUCAUUUUUGUUUUUUCUUCUAAGUACAACUCUCACAAAGUUCAUGGCUUUCCCCUUACCGUUCAUUGCCUCCAUCUUCAUCUGGGUUUUCGUAACCAUCCCACUUUCACAGUGCAUACCCUUCAUAGUACUUCAUGGCAUUGGAGAUCAGUGCUCUAAUCGAGGAGUUAAACAGUUCACCGAGCUAUUGGGCAACUUUUCUAGCACUAAAGGAUAUUGCAUUGAAGUUGGUGAUGGAACAUGGGAUUCUUGGUUUAUGCCUCUUGAGGAACAGGCUGGAAUUGUUUGCGAGAAGGUGAAGGAAAUGAAAGAACUGAGAAAGGGUUACAACAUAGUUGGUCUCUCCCAGGGUAAUUUAAUAGGUCGUGGCGUUUUACAAUUUUGCAAUGGAGGACCUCCUGUUAAGAAUUUUGUCUCUUUAGGAGGGCCUCAUGCUGGUACUGCUUCUGUUCCUCUGUGUGGUUCUGGUGUUUUAUGCAUUAUUGCGGACAAACUGAUCAAGUCAGAGAUCUAUUCCGAGUAUAUCCAAGAUCACUUAGCUCCCAGCGGUUAUCUCAAGUUACCAAAUGCUGUCUCCGACUAUUUAGAGAGAUGCAGAUUUCUUCCAAAGCUUAACAAUGAACUCCCCAUUGACAAAAACUCCACUUAUAAGGAACGGUUCACCAGCUUACAGAACUUGGUACUUAUUAUGUUUGAGCAUGACACUGUUUUGAUACCUAAGGAAACCUCCUGGUUUGGAUAUUACCCAGAUGGGGCCUUCAAUCCAGUUUUACCUCCACGGCAGACAAAGCUUUACGUUGAGGAUUGGAUUGGUUUGAAAACCUUAGAUGAAGCUGGAAGGGUCAAGUAUGUUAGCGUUCCGGGAAAUCAUCUUGGGAUCUCCGAAAGGGAUAUGAAAAAGUAUGUUGUGCCCUAUUUGGAGAAUAAACCAUCAAGAAAGAGCAGCAUUGAAAAGGAUAAUGGAGUUCAUCGUGGAGUUAUCCAAAGCAACGAAAGAGAGCAAAUUGUGUCUCAAAUUGAGGAGAAAGCAUCAACUAAUGUGAUACUCAAUGAUUUAUCAUCCUAUUGGUGGCCCUCUGCAACUACAAGUUUCAUCAGUGAACUUCUCGGGCUCAAAGAGCCAUUGCCUCAGACUUGAUAUGGAUUUCUUUGUGAAUUGAAUUAUAAAAUGAUUUUGGCGAGGAUCAUUCAAUGUUUACUUGUUUAGAACUUUUCUUUUUUUUUUGGGGGGCCUCACCAUCACUAGGUGAAGCUUAUCAACACCCUCGCCAUAGGAUAUAUGCUCUAUGAUUGUGGAAACAUGUGAUCAAUAUGCAAGGACAAAUCUGUUAUACAAUUAUGAAAUACAGCUUGAUGAUUGGCAUUCA
Molecule: messenger RNA, 1558 nt
Organism: Alnus glutinosa
Lineage: Eukaryota; Viridiplantae; Streptophyta; Magnoliopsida; Fagales; Betulaceae
Exons: 12
Coding region: 235-1329 (364 amino acids)
Cellular component (GO): intracellular membrane-bounded organelle
Molecular function (GO): thiolester hydrolase activity
Source: RefSeq, a predicted model, not a curated record